AUGAACGCGAAUUGUUUGGUGAUAGCACUGAUCCUUGGACUUGCUCUUUACGAGCCGGUGGCAUCCCAGAGCGCCGCGGAUCUGGCCGCCUUUAAGCAGAAUCAGGAGUCCUGCAUCAAGGAGCUGAAAAUAGGAGCUGCCGAGGCUGCGCUGCUUACCACGGACAAAGAGGUGGCCAAUCCCUCGGAGGCCGUCAAGUGCUACCACAGCUGCCUCUACAAAAAGUUGGGCAUGCUCACCGCCGACUCCAAGCCCAUCAACGACAUGAUCAUGAAGUUCGCGCAGCUCCGCUUCAGCAGCCUGGCUAGCGAUAAGCUCAAGGCUCUGCUGACCAGCUGUGGCGCCUCCAAGGCGGCCACCACCUGCGAUUUCGUAUACAACUUCGAGAGGUGUGUGGUGAAGGGAGCCAAGGCCUAAAGAGUGUGCCGU
Drosophila persimilis is the source of this 429-nucleotide messenger RNA. RefSeq names its product general odorant-binding protein 56a (gene Obp56b). Gene Ontology annotation, molecular function: odorant binding. Lineage: Eukaryota; Metazoa; Arthropoda; Insecta; Diptera; Drosophilidae. The transcript is spliced from 2 exons. Gene Ontology annotation, biological process: sensory perception of smell. Bases 1 to 417 code for a protein of 138 amino acids. The record is from RefSeq and is a predicted model, not a curated record.